Molecule: messenger RNA, 2097 nt
Organism: Melanaphis sacchari
Lineage: Eukaryota; Metazoa; Arthropoda; Insecta; Hemiptera; Aphididae
Product: RYamide receptor
Exons: 7
Coding region: 248-1540 (430 amino acids)
Biological process (GO): neuropeptide signaling pathway
Cellular component (GO): membrane
Molecular function (GO): neuropeptide Y receptor activity
Source: RefSeq, a predicted model, not a curated record
UCUUAGGCGUCAGUCGUGAGUUGUCGAAUAUAUUGCAACAUUGCCCGGUCCGUUUGGCUAAAUAGGGCUACGUGAAUAUAACCUAAUAAUAAUAAUAUCACGUAACCCUGAUUGGUGUCCGCAGCAAUCAAGUGUGGUGAUAUUGUACAUUUUCAUCGAAGAUUUCUAUAAUGAAAUAAAGACGGGUACGAUUACGAAUCAUACGAAGGAAAUUUAUUAUUACAUGUGACUUUCUCAUACAGUGGUGAUGUCAACGUUAUCGCUGGAAUACGGAUUUCCAGUGUCCCGCGUCGGCGGCGCCAUGUCCGAUAACGGCGACGAGUCGUCGACCACGCCGUGGAACGUGACCGCCACCCUGCCCGCCGCGCAGUUGAACACCACCGAUGACCUCGCGAACGGGCUGUACUGUCACCCGGACAGCUCGGCCGCGUUCCAGACGCUCGUCUACCUCACGUACACGGUCGUGUUCGUCGUGUCGCUGGUCGGCAACGGUCUGGUGUGCUACGUGGUGAUGUUCUCUGCGCAGAUGCACUCGGUCACCAACCUGUUCAUCAUGAACAUGGCCGUCGGCGACCUGCUCAUGACGCUCUUCUGCGUCCCGUUCUCGUUCGUCGCCACGCUGCUGUUGCAGUACUGGCCGUUCGGCAGCGACCUGUGCCACACCGUCAGCUUCGCUCAGGCAGUCGCCGUGCUGGUAAGUGCUUACACGUUGGUAGCCAUUAGUGUUGACAGGUACAUUGCGAUUCUGUGGCCCCUGAAACCAAGAGCCAGCAGACACCAGGCCAAAUACAUAAUAACGUUGGUUUGGACUGUAGCUGUGAUUACAGCGUUUCCAAUACUUCUAGUUACAACAUUGGAACAGCCAUCGAAUUGGCAUAAGCAAUGCGGACUCUAUAUUUGCAACGAGAACUGGUCAAGUGAGAAAGUCCGGCAUUACUAUAAUGUAGCAUUGUUGGUGCUUCAGUAUUGCAUACCAUUCAUCGUUUUGCUAUUUACAUAUGUAAACAUCGGAGUCGUUGUAUGGGGUAAAAGAACUCCAGGCGAGGCACAGAACUCUAGAGACGUUAGAAUGGCCAAAUCGAAGAGAAAAAUGAUAAAAAUGAUGGUAACUGUGGUAAUAGCGUUCACAGUUUGUUGGCUGCCAUAUAAUAUACUUUUGAUCCUGUGGGACCACGAACCUUCGCUGAGCACGUGGAGCAGCCUUCCGUACGUCUGGUUCCUGUUCCACUGGCUGGCCAUGUCGCACACGUGCUACAACCCGCUGAUCUACUGCUGGAUGAACACCCGGUACCGGGCCGGUUUCGCGGCCGUGCUGCGCAACGUGCCCGGGUUCGGCCGGUGCUUGGGCGGCUACUUGCGGGCCACACAGCACCAGUCGCACCACUACAACAGCCACAACGACCCCAGUCAGGCGGAAGGCCUGCACCGGAUCAACACGACGUCGUCAUUCGUGUCGGUCAAGUCGCGGCUCAAGUCGUUCAACGGGCGACCCGCGACGUACGGCCGAAGCCGCCAGAACUGGCACGAGGAAAGACUCUGAGCGCCGGAACCGUUCAUCCGGCAUCAUCGACGACGGCCAGACAUCCGAAAACGGCGUGUUGUCGCUGCGCGGUUUCGCCGGCUGCGCCUUUUGAUUCCGACUCGGGUACGGCGCACCGGCGGACAACCGACAAACAUGAACCGCACACUUUGUGUACACUUAAUGCUGGUCUGUUCGGCCUACACCAGGCGGCACUUGGAAAUCAUACAGGUGUAUGAGAAGAACGGACGUGCAGAAAGUUACCACGGUUACAGACAGCCCCCUCCUCCCUUGAAAUAGCGGUUUGUUAAUCAUUUAUCAUUUUCAAAUCGCUGAUUUUUUAGAGCAACCAACCAUAAAUGUGUCUGCAAAAUUGUAAAAUAAAUGCUCAUUAAUUUCCAGUUUAUGAUAAUAUAUAAAACCACAGAACUUAGACAAUUUUACCUGAUUUUAGCUUAAACGAGUCCAUCCAAAGUUAAUUUUCAACGUGAACAUGAUUUCUAUUGUAAAUUGUAUUAAUUGAAAUUAAAAAAAAAAAGAUAAAAUAUGCAACUGUUUUUAUAUGAAAUUAAUGAAAA